Jatropha curcas is the source of this 1835-nucleotide messenger RNA. RefSeq names its product magnesium (Mg) transporter 10 (gene MGT10). The record is from RefSeq and is a predicted model, not a curated record. NCBI's taxonomy places the organism in Eukaryota, Viridiplantae, Streptophyta, Magnoliopsida, Malpighiales, Euphorbiaceae. Gene Ontology annotation, molecular function: magnesium ion transmembrane transporter activity. Gene Ontology annotation, cellular component: chloroplast envelope. Gene Ontology annotation, biological process: magnesium ion transport.
CCUGUAUUUUAGUAUUUUAUAUCACAAAACAAAGACACAUUUCUCUCGCACCUACCUUCUUCCAUGACCAGAAGUGCUCGUGCAGAGAAAUGGCGCUAUCUCCUCAUCUUCUUCAAUUUCCAGUCCACUCUUCAUCUCCGCCACCUGACUGUCUCCUCUUCUAUCCCUCUGCAUGGCAAUCUCCUUUAAUUUCUGUCAACAAGGCCAAGAUUCCUCUGGUUCCAAUUGCGCUUAAGGUAUCUGCUAGAGUAAGAUGCUUAACGAAGUCCACAAAGGAGGAUCGCUUGGGUGAGACAGAGACUCUGGUUUCUGAUGAUGGUGAUGAUGGCGGAGAAGCCAGGGAAGACACGAAAAUCCAACAUCAUCCGCAGAGGAUCGCCACAGCCAAUUCGUACAGCGAUUCUCUCUCGCUUGGGAUUCGGGAGCCGGUUUAUGAGGUUGUAGAAGUGAAGUCAAAUGGGAUGGUAUCUACAAGGAAAAUAAGUAGACGUCAAUUAUUGAAGUCAAGUGGUCUUCGCCCACGAGACAUUCGGAGUGUUGAUCCAUCAUUGUUCUUGACAAAUUCAAUGCCUUCCUUGCUGGUUCGCGAGCAUGCUAUCUUGUUAAAUCUGGGGUCAUUAAGAGCAAUAGCAAUGCGAGAGUGUGUCCUCAUAUUUGACUAUAACCGUAAAGGAGGGAAAGCUUUUAUAGAUACAUUGUUGCCUCGGUUAAACCCCAGAAAUAUCAACGGAGGGCCAUGUAUGCCAUUUGAGCUUGAGGUUGUUGAAUCAGCAUUGCUUUCACGAGUACAGCGUUUGGAGCAGAGAUUAAUGACUGUUGAACCACGUGUUCAAGCUCUCUUAGAAGUCUUACCCAAUCGGUUAACUGCUGACAUACUGGAGGAACUCCGAAUUAGCAAACAGACCUUGGUUGAAUUAGGUUCAAGGGCAGGAGCUCUGAGACAGAUGUUACUUGAUCUUUUGGAGGACCCCCAUGAAAUACGCCGUAUGUGCAUAAUGGGCAGAAACUGCACUCUUGUGAAGGGAAAUGAUGAUAUGGAAUGUUCUGUUCCCUUAGAAAAGCAGAUUGCUGAGGAGGAGGAGGAAGAGAUUGAGAUGCUUUUGGAAAAUUAUCUUCAAAGAUGUGAAUCUUGUCAUGGUCAGGCAGAACGACUUCUUGACUCUGCAAAGGAAAUGGAAGAUUCGAUUGCUGUUAAUUUAAGCUCUCGGAGGCUUGAAGUGAGCAGAGUGGAAUUACUUCUCCAGGUUGGGACAUUUUGUGUGGCAGUUGGUGCUCUCGUUGCAGGUAUAUUUGGCAUGAACUUGAAGUCCUAUCUUGAAGAGCAUGUGUUUGCGUUUUGGCUGACAACAGCUGGGAUAAUUAUUGGUGCUGUUGUAGCAUUUUUUCUGAUGUAUUGGUAUCUCAGGAUUAGGAAGAUUCUGUAGCUUAACAACUAUUCAGGUUAGGUGAUUACAAAGGCUAAGCACAUAUUAGGCCAAUUAAUUUUGAUUACUUGAGUACUUACUAAAUAACAAUAUGAUUUUUAGUAGUAGUUACACACAGUAAUAUCACGCAUUUCUCCAGAAGAUAAAAAUCUCCAAGAAUGGAGUUAAAUUUAAUUGGUACAUUCCACGGAUUUUUGAAAGAGAGAAGGCGUUUGCCCAUUGCAGCAGUUAAACAAGACAGGCUCUUCAGAUGUAUAUUGGCAUUUUACAACUGAUGUAUAUUUUCUCCCUUAAUCCCCUUUAUUUUUCCCUCCUUGUAUGUACUCCAGGAGUGCUUGGAGGACUGGUUUUCUUGGUGAUAAAUGAUCUAGAUAUUCUUAAACAAUAUAAUUUAAAUUCUCCAUAGCUAAA